This is a messenger RNA of Ectocarpus sp. CCAP 1310/34, 1598 nucleotides long. NCBI's taxonomy places the organism in Eukaryota, Phaeophyceae, Ectocarpales, Ectocarpaceae. The record is from the annotation of a GenBank genome assembly.
ACCGGCUGCCGGCUAGGAGGCACUCACUUGCUGAACCCAGCAGGUCACACGAGACUUGGGUCCAGGUCAAGAUGGGAUGUCCAUGCAAACGAAGGCGUGGGGUUAUUUCCAACGAGUCGGCCAGGGCUCCGAGGAAGUCAGCAACGGUGGCGCUUGUGUUGUUGCUGUGCCAAGCGCGAGGACUCGUCGUAGCCCCAGCUUUCUUCCCGCACAACGCCGCCGGCGGUAGCGCUCAGCACCGACACACAGCCGCACCGUUGAUCCACGCACGUGCCAGCAGAAUACGUCCAGGCGCGACGGGAGCGGUUGGAGCUUUCAGGCGGGGGCAAUCAAGAGUGAGGCGAAGAUCUAGGCUGGAGAUGGCCAAUCCGGAGGGCACCCAACAGCUGAGAGAUCGCGACCUCGAGUUCAUGUUCUACGACGAAGCUCAGGUGUAUGUUAGGGGUGGAAGCGGGGGCGAGGGAGCGGCAUCGUUCAAGGUCAUGGCAAAGAAGCAGCGAGGGCAACCCAACGGAGGCUCGGGAGGCAAGGGCGGAGACGUAUCACUGGUGUGCGAGAGCAGCCUCAAUACCCUGGUCAACUUGAGGGGUAAGAUGAGCUUUGUGGCUGAAAAAGGCACGGCGGGGCAGCAGCGCCUCACCAACGGCAAGGAUGGCGGCAGCAUCGAGUACUCUGAGAUCCCGGUUCCUCCGGGUACGGUCGUGAAGGACAGGGAUAAUGGGGGCGUCGUCCUGGGCGAGCUGAGGGAGGGGGGCGAGCGGCUCGUGGUCGCGAAGGGGGGCUUCGGGGGGAGGGGUAACGCCGCGACUAAGAUCACGCGCGGUCAGGCGCCGAAGGCUUCGCCGCCGGGUGCCGGCGAGCGUCGGUGGCUCUCCCUCGAGCUGCGCCUGGUGGCGGAUGUUGGCCUGGUGGGCGUGCCUAGCGCGGGGAAGAGCACCCUACUCGCGGCCUCCACUAACGCCAAGCCCAAGAUCGCUGACUAUCCGUUUACGACUCUCGUGCCCAACCUCGGAGUGUGCGAUCCGGAGGCGUUAGGGUUCAAGGGCAAGGGGAUGGUCCUCGCCGACAUCCCCGGGUUACUGGAGGGCGCCCACAAGGGCAUAGGCUUGGGGCGCGCGUUCUUGCGGCACGUUGAGAGGUGUCGCGCCAUCAUCCACAUCGUGAGCGGAGCUUCGCCGGACCCCGUGGGAGACUUCCGAGCGAUCAAUCAGGAGCUGGCGCUGUUUUCCGAGGCAUUAGCCGUGAAACCACAGGUUGUUGUGCUGAACAAGAUCGAUCUUCCGGAGGUUGAAGACCGUCGGGAGGAGCUGGAGACCGCCCUCAAGGAGCACAUGGGACACACCAGGUUGAUGUCUAUUAGCUCUGGGGAGGGAACACACGUCAAGGAGUUGAUGCGGCGAACGAGGCGUUUCCUAGACGGGGUAGAGGCGGAGGAGGCCGAAAAGGAGCGGUUACAGAUGCUGCAGAAGGCGGCGAUGGGAGGAGGGGGCGGGGGCGACGCAGAGGAGGAAGGCAAGGGCGCUGGAGAUAGCUGGGGGCUUCGAGGCUGUCUCGUUUUGUGGUUAGGUGGAUACCCCCUCGGCGUCGUAAGACGCUAG